AUGGGAGAUUCUGUUCAAACAGUAGGAUUCAAAAUAACAUUAACAUCGGAUCCAAAACUACCAUUUAAAAUACUUAAGGUACCAGAAGCUGCUCCAUUCACUGCUGUUUUAAAAUUUGCAGCUGAAGAGUUCAAAGUAUCACCCGAAACAUCAGCCAUAAUUACAGAUGAUGGGAUCGGUAUAAACCCACAACAGACUGCUGGUGUUGUUUUUCUAAAACAUGGAUCGGACCUGAGGCUUAUACCAAGAGAUAGAGUCGGAUACUUUAAAUGUUAA
This is a messenger RNA of Macrosiphum euphorbiae (potato aphid), 276 nucleotides long. Lineage: Eukaryota; Metazoa; Arthropoda; Insecta; Hemiptera; Aphididae. The record is from the annotation of a GenBank genome assembly.